AUGGCUCUAUUGAUGUCAGCAGCGGAUCUCUUCUCGGUGUUGGGAAAAAGGGCCAACCGGCCCGAAGAGCGGCAGCAGACGAACCAUGCCAUCAGUCCAGGCACGACCAUGGCGCCGCACUUCUUUGUCUCCUCUGACCCGCCGCCCGUUCUUCCUCCUCCCUCAACCAUGGCCUCCCGCAGACACAGCAACAAUACCAACAAUCGCAAACUCUCCUCCUACUUCGCGCCUCUUAGACCACCGCCCGUCUCUGCACCGCAGCAGCCACCAUCCCUUCCACCGCCUCCCCGGCCGUCAGCAGCCCCCAAACCUGCCGCGUCCCCUUCCAACCCCGCACUAGACCUCACCCCUUACUCUGACUCUCCGCGCUCCUAUCCCACUCCUCACCCCCAAAUCACCAUCGACCCCGUGAAAACGGCACAUAUUCCCUCGUUGAUGCGCAUCACCGGGCUGCUUUUACCUAUCCGCUAUCCAACCUCCUUCUACUCCUCGACAAUCACCGACCCGCUUGUCGCGAGCGUGUCAAAAGUCGCGGUCUACCAUGACCAUCCCGUUUCGGGCGUGAAUCUCCCCGAAAAGAUACUCGCGGGAGCUCCUUUGGCCGUGGGGAAUACAGAAAAGGUUAUUGGCGGUAUACGAUGUCGUCUGGAGCCUUUGCCGGCUGCUCAGAGCGUUGGAGGCCGUGCGGCGAUGAAUCUAUACAUCCAGACUCUUCAUUUACUUUCCCCAUAUCGUGGAAACGGCGUUGCAGCGUCGUUGUUAUAUUAUCUGAUAUACGAUGGUACAUUUCACAAGUCCCAGGCAUCCUCACGCGCGGUGUCCACUUUGGUAAAGCACUAUAACAUCCGCACUGUGACCGCUCACGUGCAUGAAACGAAUGAAGACGCCCUGCAGUGGUAUAUUGCGCGUGGCUUCAAGGUUGAAGGCGGCACGGUGGAGGGGUAUUACCGCAAAUUAAACCCCGGCGGGGCUAAAAUUGUCAAGUUGGAGUUGAACUGGGUUGAUAACGAAAAUGUUGCGCCCGAUACCUCUCCGUGCUCUGUUCAAGAUACCACGGUUGCCAACGAUGAUGACGAGGAGUGGGAAAAGGUAGAUGCUGCGGAGUACCCGGCGACAGAGCGGCUUGAGGACUAUCAGCAAAUUAAUCGCGAUGGGGAUCUUGAGGAGAGUGCGAAUAAAAGAGUGAAGAAUUCAUGA
Molecule: messenger RNA, 1197 nt
Organism: Uncinocarpus reesii 1704
Lineage: Eukaryota; Fungi; Ascomycota; Eurotiomycetes; Onygenales; Onygenaceae
Exons: 2
Coding region: 1-1197 (398 amino acids)
Biological process (GO): mitotic sister chromatid cohesion
Cellular component (GO): NatA complex
Molecular function (GO): acyltransferase activity, transferring groups other than amino-acyl groups
Source: RefSeq, a predicted model, not a curated record